Molecule: messenger RNA, 2188 nt
Organism: Drosophila melanogaster (fruit fly)
Lineage: Eukaryota; Metazoa; Arthropoda; Insecta; Diptera; Drosophilidae
Exons: 3
Coding region: 102-2132 (676 amino acids)
Biological process (GO): transcription elongation by RNA polymerase II
Cellular component (GO): Cdc73/Paf1 complex
Source: RefSeq, marked reviewed
UCACUUGGCUCGGCUGUCAUUACGUAAAAAACCAUAUAGUUUUUUUUCUGUGCUGCUUGUGAAGAAAUUGUGUUCCACUAACUCUUCGCCUUACGCUAAAAAUGGCUGACCCCAAUUUGCACGACAAUCAAGUAAUAAAAGAUGGUGAAUCUUCCGAAAGCUGGCCUGCAUUCAAUAGGAGGAGCCCGAAUCCCUCUUUCUCCAGCGUUGAUCAACAAGGAAAUAAAACUAAGGCACGAAGGCAGCACCAAAGCCGUUCACAUUCUUUUCACUCAACAGCAAAUAGUGUUCCUGAAUCGCAGGGACCUCUUGAAUCUCGAUCUGAUCUGAACGCCAAGACAUCAUCGAAAAGCGAACGACCAUAUAUUUCCACAUCCAAUUCAAGCUGGACCUCUGAAUCCAGCUCCGGAAGUCCACCAGAUUCAGGAGAAUCGUCUUCGUUUUCGACUUCAUCUUCGCUUUCAUCAUCAUUAUUAUGUGCUCCAGAACCGAAAUCUAUUAACUGGAGCAACCCGAAAUCUUCUUCAAAUAUCUCAAAUGAAACCACAACUUCUGCGGGACAGGUUGGCGGCAUUCCGAGCUUUUCAGAAAGUGAUGACCAGGGAAGUGUCGACUCUGAAACAGUCUCUAACAUCAGAAAAUCAACUUCCCUCAUAGAACUUAAAGACAAUUUCAAUACAAUCAUUGACGAAGAUAAUAAUCAACAGCUCUCUAACGAGGGCAACAUAUUGUCCCCUGGGACAGUUUCUAUUUCCAAUUUUCCAAGCUCGAAUGAAGUAGCAAAUGGAUUGAUUGAUGAGAUGGAACAAGACCUACUCUCGAAGCAACAUUCUACAUCGACCCCAAUAAAUAAAAGUAAUACAAUGGAAAAAGAAUUGCUCCCAUUGCAAUGUUCUUCAUUUCCACCGACAUCAUCCGAAGGUAAUAUUUUAAAACCCAGGGUCAAUCCUGUGCCAUUAGGUCCCAGCUCAAAUACAGAGUAUGAAUCAAAUGGAAAAAAUUACAACAUUGAAAAAAGGUUGUCCCAAUUGCGAUAUAGUUCAGAUGAAAAGGAAUCCGAUGUCUUGUCGUAUGCCUCUUCUGAUAGUCUCGAUUUAAAUUUCGAUUACGGUGAUAAUGCAAAGAAUCAAAAUGGAAAUGGAAUGAAUGGAGAGGUAAAUGGUGAUAAGGAGUCGCAAGUUCUUGAUAUAGAAGAACAACGCAAACCUUUUGAAAAAGAUGUAGCAGUUAAGUUCCAGACCACCAUAACAACCCAAAAUUGUGGACUUCUAAAAGGUCCAUCGCAGUUUCUGAAGAUGCCUUAUUUCAUACCCGUGGAAUCCAAGGCAUACGUGCCUGAAACCUUUCAGGAUCGCAUGACUAAGAAUGAUUUGAAGGACGAACAGUCACGCGAGGAUUUCAUAAAUCGUCUAAAGGCAACUGUUAGGUGGCGCGAGAACGAAAACAAAACCAAGGAGUCCAAUGCGAAAAUUGUUCGUUGGUCCGAUGGCAGCGAAACCUUUCAUGUGGGCAACGAGGUUUUCGAUAUGAUGCAUCACCCGGUGACCGUUAACCAGAACCAUUUGUAUGUUCGCCUGGGCAGCUUCUACCAGCCUCAGGGUUUGAUCCAGAAUAAGUUGACUGUGCGUCCCAUGCUGGACUCCAAUUUCGGACAGAGUCAUGUCCAGGCCUUGCGUAAUCGAGCCACGAAUAAGCCACAGUCUGGGUGCGUUAAGGUGAUAACGAACAUGGGCUCCAAUCCCGAGCACGAUCAUGAUCGGCGCAUGAAGGAGGAAUUGUCCAAGCUUCGCCAGGAGGGUCGUGAAAAGAAUCGCGCGCUUAUGAAGAAUCAUCCUCCGAAACGUGACAGGCACUAUCAAGGCUCCGAUCACAAUGUGGCCAAAAACGCAGGGGCAUUCGAAGAGGACGACGGUGAGGGUGCAGAUUGCGAGACAAGCUCUGCAUUGGAGGUUACGAAUGAACCAAUGCGCAGCGAGGAAGAUACCGAAGAUCAUAUGGACGAUGAUGCUUCUUGGAGCUCACCCAAUUCCCAGGAGGAAGGAAAGCAAUCGAGUUCCGAAGACGAUCUCCCGAUCGGAGGUGCUAUCCGCAAGCCCACGCGUUUGGUCUAUUCCGGAUCAGAUUCCGACUAAAUAUUAAAUAGCCGCUAGAUACGAAAUCUCAAUAAACAUGUCAUUAGCCAGCACGC